AUGGCGAGAACGGCACCUGGCUGGAGAUUAUUGCAGUCCGCAGUCCGCAAGAACGGCAUGGUUCUGACCACUCGUCUCGACGUCCCUCAACCCUUGGAGGUCACCCCAUCGGGGCACGCAAUGCCUCGGUUAUCUACACUUUCCCCGGCGGUCGAUCUCGCCUCCUCCGAGCCCAAUGUCUCCGUCAUCGCCAAGGUCGUCGAGGCCGACUUCUUCAACGGCUUGGCUCUCUUGGACCGGGACACUUUGCUCUCCACUGACUCUGCCUGGGGUGUCGUCUACCGGGUCAAGAUCUCCACUGGCAAUUACUCGGUUGUGCUGUCGGAUCCCGUCACUAUGCUGUCGCCUAAGGAUAGCCCUAAGCCUGUCGGAGUCAAUGGUCUCAAGGUGCACGGCAAGUACGUAUACUACAGCAGCACCACCGAAAUGGUCCUUGCCCGGGUGCCGUUCAACAAGGACGCCCAGCCUCCCGGCCCCAUCGAGAUCGUCACCGGCGGCUUCACGCCCGAUGACUUACUUCUGACCAAGAAUGGCACGGCGUACGUCACCACCAGCGCGGAGAACGGGCUGUUGAAGGUCGAGCCAUCUGGCCGCGUGACUGCGGUCGCCGGAGCUUUGUUCUCCACCACUCUUGCAGCAAUACCUACCACCAUCACACAUGUUAUACAAGAACAAUCAUUAUCGAGUGGAUAAGCGAUAGAUUCUGCUACGCAGUCGG
Messenger RNA from Aspergillus aculeatinus CBS 121060, 718 nucleotides. RefSeq lists its product as uncharacterized. The record is from RefSeq and is a predicted model, not a curated record. The transcript is spliced from 2 exons. The coding region runs from base 1 to 693 and encodes 230 amino acids. NCBI's taxonomy places the organism in Eukaryota, Fungi, Ascomycota, Eurotiomycetes, Eurotiales, Aspergillaceae.